Molecule: messenger RNA, 909 nt
Organism: Penicillium expansum
Lineage: Eukaryota; Fungi; Ascomycota; Eurotiomycetes; Eurotiales; Aspergillaceae
Exons: 5
Coding region: 1-909 (302 amino acids)
Source: RefSeq, a predicted model, not a curated record
AUGUUCGCCAAGAGCAGUGGUCUGGCUGGUGGAUGGGGAUGGGAUGACUAUACAAUAAUUGUCUCCUAUAUCCUAGGAGCUGCUAUAUAUGUUCUGGAUAUCUACAUGCUCCGCAAUGGCUUUGGUCGAAAUAUCUGGGACGUCCCUUUUCCCUCAAUUACCAGGUUCUACCAGUAUUUCCAAGCCAUGGCCGUUAUGUACAAGAUUCAAAUUUCCCUUGCAAAGAUCUCUGUGUGCCUCUUCCUACUCCGCAUCUUCCAGGCACGCACAUUCCGCUAUUUAGCAUACGGGCUCAUCGUUACCAACGCCGCGAUCGGUAUCACUUGGGCCUUUGUGGAUGCAUUCCGCUGCUGGCCGACACGCCUGACAUGGGUCGGCUGGAUGCAUGAGGAACCGGGGUAUUGCAUCGAUUUUAUCGCAGCGGUUCUUGUUAACUGUUUGGUGAACAUCUUUGUCGACUGUAUAUUGAUCGUCAUGCCGGUGUAUGAGGUGAUCAAACUCCAGUUGCCUCUGCGAAAGAAGCUAGCUGUGGCAUCAAUGUUUAUCGUGGGCUCUGUUCUAACAAUCAUCGCGAUAAUCCGAGUCGUCGUCUUCUGGACUAACCGCUGGGGUGCCAAUGAGACUCUCGGCCUAUACCCCCUCAUGCAUUGGUCCGUCAUUGAAUCUCAAAUUUCUGUUAUGUGCGCAUGUCUGCCUGCAUUCAGAGCUGUCGUUGGCCGAUGGUUCCCCCGAUUCCUGGGAGGAUCAUCCCACCAGACGGAUCCAUCUAACAUGGCUGAGUACUAUAACAAAAUGCCUACCGCGAACAGCAAUAUCAACAAGUCUGUUACCUACUCGGUGAAUUAUGAGACUCGGUCAGCGGGGAAUAGUGAUGUGGAAUUGGUGGAGGUUCCGAAACGUGGGCAAUGA